Molecule: messenger RNA, 1222 nt
Organism: Notodromas monacha
Lineage: Eukaryota; Metazoa; Arthropoda; Ostracoda; Podocopida; Cyprididae
Source: the annotation of a GenBank genome assembly
AGUCAAAUGUUGCCAUUGUGAACAGGCACAGUGGAUCGAAAGAGUUUAUUUAAUUAAGAAGAACAUUUAUUCGGACAUGGGGGACACGCUGAAAAAAGGUGCGGUCAGCCUCAAGUUCCCCGCAAAACACAGGAAACUUGGAAGUAAGGCAUGGAAACAAAAAUGGAUCGAGCUGAAAAGCCCGGAGAAGCCGGACGAAGACCCCAGAAUCAUGACAUACGACUGCUAUCCUUUCCAUCUCAGCGGUUCAAAGGCUGAGCCAAAAUGCAUCGCACUCAAAAAUAUCAGUGGAAUAAGAUUAACACGCUCAAGGAAGCAAGAGUAUGUUUGCGUGAUCGAUCAAGCGGACAAAGCCAAUGCUUCCGCAAUCAAUCUCCCGGAAGGACAGCGGGCAAGCAAAACCUCCUUACACAGGAUAAGUGGAUCUAGUACGAUUAUGCGCCAGUUCAAAGCCAAUAGCUGGUCGCAAGACUUCACCAAUCAGGAUGAAACUCAUUCUGAACCUUUCUUGUACGUGUCAACGUGGAAUUUCACAGAGCUGCAUUCUUGGAUGACAGAGAUACGGAACGCCAUUUGGCCACCGAAUGCUUUACACGGUGUCUCGGAUGGCUUUGAAGUCUCUCUCAUGGACAUGAUGGGCUCGUGGCAGCUUUCAGACUCGCUUAGGGACAAGUACGGACUUUUAAUAGUGGAAGGAGUCACCAUGACACUCUUCGACCCAUUUACCGGGAAAAGCCAUUUCAGCUGGAAUGUCCUCACUUUUUCCUGCUUCGAUUUGCCUCAAACCACUUGGGAACUGGACAAAAAUCACAUAAUCCGCGGAUUCACUACCAAAUUCCAUCCCCUCGGGGAAGCCGAAGUCUGGAUGUUCUGCAAGGAAGCAGAAAGCCUGUAUUCCCGCCUCGAGCGGAUCCUGUUCGAGGAGAGACGUCUCAGCAAAGAACCUCGCUGCACCAUGACCCCGAUGAUGAGAACUUCCAAGAGGACAGAGGAAGAGACAACGGAGCAGAAAACGCGGACACGUACGGUGGCAUUUUCUUCGACUUCAAAGGAUCAUCCCCCGAGGAGACAUGAAAAGCUUCGACAUCGCGACUCCGGCUUCGUCGCCGUCACAGCAUCAACGGAGUCGCUGAAAACUCACGGGGUGCAUGAUUUCCCGAGGGGUUCAAAGUGUCCUUGCAAAAUUACGAGAUUUAUGCAAGACGAAAGCUGCAUGGCGUAA